GUCUGACAGCGGAGGGGGGAGGAAGGGCGAGGAGGAGGAGGAGGAGCAGCGGCAUCAACAAGCAAUAACAGGCACAACACCAUCCGUCUCCCCGAGCAUCCCCUGCUGCCUUCUCUCCUAAUAAGGGGAUGCCUUCUGGAGGAGACGGCCCAGGCUGCCUGCCAGCCAGCAGCUAGAGCACGCGUCCUGCACCCUGCCAGACAAAGGGGACCUAGUCACCGACAAGGGGGCGCCUGAGCAGGUGACGAGCAACACCCCGGAUAGACCCGUCACCCGGAUCUCUGACCUCCCUCCUGUGCACGCUCCCCACCGAUUCCCGCCUUCCUCAACAAAGGAUCAUGGGAUAAUAGCGCCACCAGCACCCAAGGCCACUGGGAUAUCUUCAUCAGCGCCGCUAUUGGGAUUGCGCGCUGGAACGUUCAGGCUUUUCCUACAUGCCCUCCCGGAUUAUUCUUCAGGACGUAACAAGUGUGCCAGUCUUAGGUCGGGUACCACAGACCUCUCCUUAGUCAGAUGACUUAUCCUUGAGGAGCGGGGUGCACUGUGGAAGUUUUCUGGGGGGGGGGGGGGUCCAGCGCCCCUUGCCUUGUGGUCAGUGAUAGCGAACCUUCAGGGUGGGCACCUGGCAUUGGGGGGUAGUACAGGUUGCAGAUACAAGUUCCCUGCAUAGUGGUCUCCUUUGAUUUUAUGGGGUAUUGCAGGCCGGCCCGUGCAUUGUGCCCAGGGACCCUCAUAGCCUCUAACAUUAGGUAAUAGGGUGGGCACCUGGCAUCGCAGGCCUGUGUAUACAUUGUGGAAGUUCUUUGCUUGAACCUAUACCCCCAGCCUGGUAUCCUAGACACAUAUACAUGUACCCUCUGCCCUGUGACGCUGCAUAUAAUACACUGAAUGCACGGAGGGUGAGGGUCUUACAGAUAUCAGCUUAUUAUGGGCUGCUCUGGAUGAGAUAAUCACAUAUUCACCUCCAGCCUCUGUGCCUGAUGCCCGUUCUGACUUCUGCUGUCUAAGCAUACUUCUGCUUGAGGCUAGAAAGGGUUAAUAGAGCCCCUGCCGCACGUGUAGGUGAGCCCCAGUGAUUGGCAUUGAGAGUCAGCGGCUGAUUUGAAUACAGGUGCUGUCAGUGCAGCAGGUGGAUGGGCACAGCCUGGCAUUAUAGGACUUCUUCAUAAACAUUCCCCGACCCCAGGUAAGAGAUUAUCAGCUACCAAUGAGCCGCAAGAAGACCACCGGCAUCGGGUAGCUGUAUGGGCCGAGGUUACCAGUCCUCCAGUUCCCGGAAGUUGGAACCCUUGGAUCUGGCGGCUCCGGCCCGUGGACCUCGCUGGCUCUCUAUGUCCGCUUUUUUGGAUCAAUUUUGCUUGGAUCAGACUAGGACAUUGCACGUGCUGCUUGUUGUGUGGUAGGGGUGGUACGUACCACCACCCUUCAUGUGAUCUGUGCGGAGCAGGAUAGACGGCAGGAGAUACCCAUGGGAUAAGGAUGCCUGUCCGAAGAGGUCACGUCGCCCCUCAGAACACCUUCCUGGACACCAUUAUAAGGAAAUUCGAAGGACAAAGUCGGAAGUUCAUUAUCGCCAACGCCCGUGUGGAAAACUGCGCCGUCAUCUACUGCAACGAUGGAUUCUGCACCAUGUGCGGGUACACGAGGGCGGAGGUCAUGCAGAGACCCUGCACCUGUGACUUUCUCUAUGGCCCCCGUACCACCUCCAGCGCGGUGUCGCAGAUCGCUCAGGCCCUGGUGGGAUCCGAGGAGCGUAAGGUGGAAAUCGCUUUCUAUCGCAAAGAUGGAAGCUGCUUCUUGUGUCUGGUUGACGUGGUCCCUGUGAAGAAUGAGGACGGUGCCGUCAUCAUGUUUAUUCUCAACUUUGAGGUGGUGAUGGAGAAGGAUCAUCUGACCUCACCGACCAAGAACUCCAAUCACCGGGUUCAAUCACACUGGUUCCCGUCAGGUAGAGGAAAGUCCUUCAGACUGAAGUUCCCUGCAUUGCUGACGCUGACCAGCAGUAAGCAGUCCCUACCCCAGGAGGACCCUGAUGUCGUGGUGGUCGACCUCUCCAAGCACAGCAGUGACUCUAUGGCUUUGGAGGAUGUGACCGUCGCUCCGGUAGAUAACUGUGUGGGCUGUCGGCCGGAGGACCAGCAGGCACUGAUCAGUGGCACAUUGCCUAAGAGGGAGGAGGAUGGCAGCAAAGAUCCUGCAGUGCAGUCUUCUCCCCGGGCGGACAAGGAUCACCUCAACCUGGAUAUGUCCUUCUCUAACUGUAGCCUGACUCGCACCCGCUCCCGGGAAAGCUUCUACAGCAUCCGCAGGGCCUCUUCCGUGGAUGACAUAGAGGCCAUGAAGGUCGACUUGGACAAAAAGUUUCGGAAGCGUAACUCUAGCACAGGUGCCACGAACAACGUGCGGAUGAACCUCCUGAACUCCACAUCAGACUCUGACCUCAUGAAGUACAGGACCAUCAGUAAGAUCCCGCAGAUCACCCUCAACUUUGUGGACUUUAAGGGGGAUUCGUUCCUCGUGUCGCCGUCCAACGAAAAGGAGAUUAUUGCCCCUACCAAGCUGAAGGACCGAACUCACAAUGUGACGGAGAAGGUCACGCAGGUCCUGUCGCUAGGAGCCGAUGUCCUUCCCGAGUACAAGCUACAAGCUCCUCGUAUCCACAAAUGGACAAUUCUCCACUACAGUCCUUUCAAGGCCGUCUGGGACUGGCUGAUCCUCCUACUCGUCAUCUAUACCGCCAUCUUCACACCGUACUCUGCCGCCUUCCUUCUGAACGACCAGGAGGAGCCAAACAGAGAAAACUGCGGCUACUGCAACCCGCUCAGCGUGGUGGACUUGAUGGUUGACAUCAUGUUCAUAAUUGACAUCCUCAUCAACUUCCGCACCACCUACGUCAACACCAAUGAAGAAGUGGUCAGCCACCCGGGCAAGAUCGCCAUCCACUACUUCAAAGGCUGGUUCCUCAUCGACAUGGUGGCUGCCAUUCCUUUCGAUCUUCUGAUUUUUGGCUCCGGCUCUGAGGAGUGGAUGGAAGAAAAUCCAAAGAACCGAAAAGAGACUACCACCCUGAUUGGUCUGCUGAAGACGGCGCGACUCUUACGCUUGGUGCGAGUGGCCCGAAAGUUGGAUCGUUACUCUGAGUAUGGAGCAGCCGUGCUUUUUCUCUUGAUGUGCACCUUCGCCCUCAUUGCUCAUUGGCUGGCCUGCAUCUGGUACGCCAUUGGACACAUGGAGCACUAUGACCAGAAUUAUCGCACGAUCGGCUGGUUGUACUCACUGGGCACCCAGAUCAUGAAACCGUACAACAACAGCAACACCAAAUCUGGCCCGACCAUCAAUGAUAAAUACGUCACUGCCCUGUACUUCACCUUCAGCAGUCUGACCAGUGUCGGCUUUGGGAAUGUGUCUCCAAACACCAACUCUGAGAAGAUUUUCUCCAUUUGUGUCAUGCUGAUUGGAUCGCUCAUGUAUGCCAGUAUUUUUGGGAAUGUGUCCGCCAUCAUCCAGCGUCUGUACUCUGGCACUGCCCGGUACCACACUCAGAUGCUGCGGGUCCGGGAGUUCAUCCGUUUCCAUCAGAUUCCCAACCCCCUGCGGCAGCGCUUGGAGGAGUAUUUCCAGCAUGCGUGGUCCUAUACCAACGGCAUCGACAUGAACGCAGUCUUGAAAGGUUUCCCAGAGUGCCUCCAGGCGGACAUUUGUCUCCAUCUGAACAGAAGUCUUCUUCAGAACUGCAAGCCUUUCAAAGGAGCCACAAAGGGUUGUUUGCGGGCCCUGGCAAUGAAGUUUAAGACCACCCAUGCCCCUCCCGGGGACACCUUGGUACAUGCAGGCGAUGUUCUUACGGCCCUGUACUUCCUGUCCCGGGGGUCCAUUGAAAUCUUACGUGGGGAUGUGGUGGUUGCCAUACUGGGGAAGAACGAUAUAUUCGGGGAGCCCCUCAAUCUCUACGCUCGGCCUGGAAAGUCUAACGCGGACGUCCGAGCCCUGACAUACUGUGACCUUCAUAAGAUUCACCGGGAAGACUUGCUGGAAGUCCUGGACAUGUAUCCAGAAUUCUCCGACUACUUCUGGUCCAGUUUAGAGAUCACCUUUAACCUGCGAGAUACCAACAUGAUCCCAGGAUCUCCGAGCAGCGACGAGUCGGACAGCGGAUUUAACAAGCUGAGGCGGCGCAAGCUGUCAUUCCGUAGACGAACAGACAGAGACGCUGACAAUGCCGGGGAAGUCAAGAAAAGUCAGAGGUCAAGCCGGCUGAUCCGGAACAAUCUAGCACCGGAGGAUACAAGUUGGGGUGAGCAGCACAGCAGCCCCCCGUCCAGUCCACCGUCCAGCGAUGACGAGCAGCCGGCAGCAAUGUCCAGCACCGUUGAGCUGUCACCAACCCGCGCUACGUGCAGCAACUUCACAGCAGCGAGCGGGGGAGAGGCGGAGAGGGACCACAGCGGGGGAGACAUGUGCAAUCACCUGUCAGGAGCUUUUUCCGGGGUGUCAAACAUCUUUAGCUUCUGGGGGGACCGUAAUGGACGUCAGUACCAGGAGCUGCCACGCUGCACCAUACCCGCUCACUCCACCCUCAGCGCACCCAUGCCUUCCCUCAGCCGGCGGCAAAAAUGUGAAUUAGGGAACAGGCUGGAUCAACUGCAGAAGCAGCUCAACAGGUUGGAGCACCGCAUGGUGACCGACAUCAACACUAUCAUGCAGUUAUUGCAGAAGCAGAUGGUCAUCGUCCCCCCGGCAUACAGCACCGUGUCCUCUCCCCCUCAGAUGUCCAGCUGCCACCCGUGUGGAGAGCAGAAUAUGGCAUCCUCUUCUCAGGUUUUUGAAUACCAGGACGUGGAGGGAAUGAAUUAUAAGUUAUGUGAAAUGCCUCUGGCCCCGCAGACUCUCCAUGUGGAGCCCACUUGCAGUCCUCGACGUCUCUCACUCCCCGGGAACUUGGAGAACCCCCUGGACUUGAGAACCCCACAGAGACAUUCCUCAGACCCGGGCAGUUAGGGGCAGGUUCACUGGAGAAGCUACUGUCAGACUAUGGACACAAGCCAAACCCUGGCACCGUAAAUUCAAAACAAAAAAGGCCAUAUGGAGUCACGCCAGGAAAACUUCAUAGCACAGACACCCGGCGUGGCGUUCUACACAUGGAUGGACGCAACGGGUGAUGGAAAAUACGGAGCAAAACCUCCCUUAUUGGGAGGCUGGAACCAGACGUGGAAAUUCAGCAUCAUAAUAGGGUACUGACGUUUCUGUGAUAUCAGCGCCUUGAGCGCCAGCUGCGGGAAGCCGCAUGAGGACGCGCUCCACCGUAGUCAGGCAACCCAUAGUUGUAAUUUCUGUCCAUCUUCUCCCUUCACUCUCGCAUUUGGAGCAACCAGGUAAAGAGUGAAUAUAUCAUCAAGAGGAUCGGGGAGUGGGGGACGAAUACUUUCCUCCCGAGCUUAGACGUUCUCUCCACAAAGCGAUCCAGCUCUAAGUGCACCGAUCAAUUCUAGGUGGAAUUGGACUUGAGGGUGGUCUGUCAGCUUAUUCCAGACCUGCCUUUGGGAGUUCUCUCAAGGAUGUGGGGGUUCCUUGUAGAUGAGAUGUGUCUUCCUGUUCACAAAUAUUAUGUCCCCUUCACCUAUGUAGUCCAUGAGUCAAGUCACCGGUUGUCAUGUGUUCUAUCACCGUUAACCUCCUGGCCGUGCCGAUGACCGAGCUUUCGUUGACCUUGUCAGUCUGCAGAGCGUCACGUCACAGGCCAGGAGCACAGACUGUUACCAUUAGUCAAUCACUGGGUUCUUGUUGCUCAUGUUUGUCCUCAGUCUCGACUGCUGUGUCUCCUAUCCUGUCAUCUUCUAGAAAAAGCACAAUGUCCUUGAGGAGCUUCUCAGGUGUAGCCCAAAGCUUGCUACCCAGGUAUAGAAGGAUAGUUGACUUUUCUGACGUCACAGAUGCUGCUCUGCCGUUUUAAGAUUCCCCCAGUGAAGGUCUCUGAUAUCUUCCACCAUCUGUCGUAGGCUCGCUACCUGUGCUCCAUCCGCAGGGGUGGAUAACUAUCAUAUGAUAAAUGAAGUCCAUGUCCUCCAUGCGGAGCUGUCAAUGACAUGGAUAUUUAUAGAGUAUCUCUAGGUCCCACUGUGGACCAGAUUAUGCACCAGACAUCUGCUCUCCAUGGUUGUCUACCCCUCGAAAUAUGACAGAACAUAAGAGGCAGUGCACUAGAUUACAAUGCAAAGAUCAGUCAUCAGCAUAAAGGCUAUGGACAUUUUGAUUCUCACCCACAGUAGGUUAAUGCUUACGUUGAGUUAAACUCACACUAAGUUUCAGGAUACAACCUUCAUUCAUUCAUUUUCAGAUCCCCUGAUAUUCUGUUUACAACUUGCUCCUAAUUUCGGACUUUCCUCACAUGGAUGUGUCCCUCCCAGUAAUACUGUCCAUGCUGGAUCUGUGUGUCCAGGAUGCUACUAUCUUCUCUUGCUCUCAUGUAUCAGCACAGCUUCAUUCCUUGACUCAUUUUCUCUUCAUAGCUUGUAACAGAUUCUCUCUGCUUCCCUGAUGCUGAGACGUGUGAUGUCUCCUUCUGCUGUGGGUGAUCUGCUUUCUCUACACUUGUCGACAGUCUAUGAGAUUACCCCCCUGCAGACUGUCUUGUGUGUGCUCUCCUCCUAUCUACAGCCUGUGUGAGCUGUCAUCCAGGAUGUAUCUCUCCUUCUCCACACUAUGGUCUGCAGCGUACAACCUCCUCCGAGAGAAGGGAUGGGGAGAGCAGAGAGAGCUGUCGGAAACAGCAGCAGUGGUGCAUUUAUGUCCGAUUCAGCAGCACCAACAGCUAGAUGAAGAGCUUACACAUACUCUGCAUCAGCAGAUGGUAGGAAAUAUAUAACUUAAAGGGGUAUUCCCAUCUGCGCCCUAUCAGACAAUGGCGACAUAUCCUAAUGACAUGCCCCCAUUGUCUGUGAUGGGAAUAUCCCUUUAAUUUUGCAUAUAGGAAGCAAAUGAACAAUAUAAAAAAAAAUCACUGCAAAGAUGUCCAUAGCCUUUAAGGGUCCAUAUUAAUAUAAAAAUUAUUAGAAAAAUAUCAUAGGAUUCAAUGUAAUGUAGCCACAAUUCAAGCACUGUACUGAUUACAUUACAUUUGACUAACUCCAGUCACAUCCAGAGCUGGAUUUAAAUUCUGCUCAUCUGACAACGGCUGCGGCUGUUUCCUUUUUGGCUGAAGUGCAUUGCGUUUGACAGUACAGAUUCCAGCAGAAUUGUGAGCGCAGCUCUAAAUGUGAAUGGAGACCAAAACAAGAUAGAGAAUCUCAUAUACAAAGUGACUCAAUAUUAGAGGUAGCUUGAGACUGAUAUAUGGACAGCACCUCGGCCAUGUAGGGUGGCAGACUACGGGGGAUAUCUAAAUGUAUAUCCUCAAUUCACAAUUGCACUGAUUAUUUUAGGAAACAGUCAGCAAGCUUGUGGAUUGACCCUGAACACGGAUGGUUUAGCACAGCCCUUAUAAUAGGGAGGGGGGGGGAUUGAAGCGACAAAGCAGCAUCGGCUGAUAGCGUCACACCAGUCUGCUCCUCCUGCGCUGCUGGCCGGGGUGACACUCCUAGCAGAGGUGGAGUUCACCUGAAUUGUACAAGGUGGCUGCCUCCCCAUUAAAGAGCCAUCUCCGUUUUUGCUGUUGUGUUCACCCCGUGGCAUAGCCACGCAGUGUCGCCAUCUGUGUUAGUCAUGUUACUGUUCAUUUUUACAUUUGCCAUGAAGAACCGGUGAACGCGUACGUUGCGGUGUAAUUUGCAGUGUAAGCGCCAUCGGGCUGCAGCACCCACAAAAUCUCUGGCGUCCUUCACUCGGAGCUUGCACCCAUGGCCCAUUCCUGCUCUCUCUCUGUAGGUCUACACUACAGUCUACUCUACUGCGCUCACGAUCCGCUCUGAAAGGCCGUGUUCACACUUUGGGUGCCAUGAUUGAUGCAUUUUACGUAUCAGUUGUGAAUCUGCCACGCUGCGUACGGUGCCGGCUCUGGAUGUAGUGUGAACGAGGCCGUCACCGCACACGUCCGGGAACCUGCCGAUACAAUUGUAGAUCCUGCUGACCGACGUGGCGGUAUUCAUUUGUGACUGUACAUAAGACGGAGGCUGCUGAUCUUAGUUGCGCCAAGUUUCCAAACACUUGGGGGUAAUUGUGCCUGAAAACACAAAGCUCAUGAUUGUGCAUCUUCUCGGCGGCGGCGCGCUCGCCGCGUAGCGUCCCCUGCCCCUUCCCUUUGACUUGUUAGUAGCGUCAGAAUAGGUUCUACCUGCUAAAUGUCUGAUAUAAUAUUAGUUUUUGGUUAUUUCUUUUGCACAACUCUUUGCUCUUUCCUGAGGUAUUUAGUACGUGUUUUGAAAGAUUACAAAUUCCGGCCGACCCUGUUACGCGGGGUCACGUCGCCAUUUUGUUAACGCAUCAUUGUAUGGCGUUAACUUACGUCAGAUGUUUAAAUCACUUUACUUGUAUUGCGUUUUAUGCUCCAUUCAAAUCCAAAGCCGCAUUAAAAAAUAAAUCUGGAUUGCUGUUGGCUGUCAGGCUUCUGUUUCAUCUCACUGCUGCCCCCUGCUGGUUCAGUCUCUGCAGUGCACUGUGUUUUCCACUGUGUUGCACUGAGAGACAUGUGGUGUGCACCAGGUAUGACUACAGGCUGAGUUCACGGCAUUGCAGGAAGCUGCUGCUGCUGCGGUGUCUGGACGGGGCUGAUCCAAGCAGCAGUAUGUUUAAUGCUGACUUAUGCAACC
Molecule: messenger RNA, 8741 nt
Organism: Bufo bufo (common toad)
Lineage: Eukaryota; Metazoa; Chordata; Amphibia; Anura; Bufonidae
Gene: KCNH2
Product: potassium voltage-gated channel subfamily H member 2
Exons: 16
Coding region: 1480-4998 (1172 amino acids)
Biological process (GO): potassium ion transmembrane transport; regulation of heart rate by cardiac conduction; membrane repolarization during action potential
Cellular component (GO): membrane
Molecular function (GO): inward rectifier potassium channel activity
Source: RefSeq, a predicted model, not a curated record